Molecule: messenger RNA, 2222 nt
Organism: Aquila chrysaetos chrysaetos
Lineage: Eukaryota; Metazoa; Chordata; Aves; Accipitriformes; Accipitridae
Gene: LY96
Product: lymphocyte antigen 96
Exons: 5
Coding region: 1352-1819 (155 amino acids)
Biological process (GO): cellular response to lipopolysaccharide; toll-like receptor 4 signaling pathway; positive regulation of lipopolysaccharide-mediated signaling pathway
Cellular component (GO): lipopolysaccharide receptor complex
Molecular function (GO): lipopolysaccharide immune receptor activity; lipopolysaccharide binding; Toll-like receptor 4 binding
Source: RefSeq, a predicted model, not a curated record
AUUCUUCCAUAAAUUCAGUAAGUUUCCAUAUUUUAUUAUAUUCAGAAAAAAAAAAGAAUUGUGUUUCCUGUCAGUUAGAUGGUGACUGUGCUCUCUUGAAUGAGGUAUGAGACUUUUUUUGAUCUCUUUCUGUAGUUGGGACUAGCAAUAUUGCUGGGUUUGUGCAGUAAAAGCAGACCCAGUUUAGUCCACAGAACUGAUGUAGCAGAUACAGGCAAAAUAUGUUACUCUUUGUGUAUUGCACUAACAGAAAAAAAUAAGGGGGUGGAUCUAAUACCAAAAGUGCUUUAAGAGUUUUUGUUUUAGUGUUUCAAACCUGAGUGCCAAAAUCUGCAACCUAGACCGUUUUCAACGUCUUGGGUUAAAAUCAGGCUCCUAAUCAAUCUUCAGUUGUGAUGGGUAGAUUCUGUGUUCUUACAGAAACAUCUCACUCAAAAUGUGACAGCUUUUGUUGUUAAUUGUCUCAUGUUUGGUGUCCGCCUGGCCCCAUACCUGUGCACUGCACCGGCACAACAGUCAGGGUUGGGCUCCGUGCUCUUGGGCAAAUGGUGCAGCGCAGCUUCUCCAGCAGAGACAAAGAGUGGGGGAGAAGGUCACAGAGGGAGGCUGGGAGGCAGGCAUGGGACUUAUCAGUUGUAAUGUUAUGGAUUUUUAAGAUUGCUUUCAUUAAGAAUUAUAACUGUGAUAGUUACGGCUUUGAAGAUGGUAGCUGACACCGUGCAGGACAUCAGUGGUUCUACUCAAUAACAUGUCAGACGGUUGCCUUCAGCUCCCAUACUUACCUCCAUUUGGAAAUACGUCAUCUAAUUACACUUCUCUGCAGCACUGGCGUGUUCUUAAAGCAUGGUGAGCUUUGUAAGAAAUUAAUUCUGAAAACUUGUGAGAGUUAUUGACUACCAUAUCAAUAAAAGAGUGGACUUGGUUUUCAUCAUGUGUGGAUUCUUCUUUUCUUUAGUAUGUACAGGAAACUGUGUUUGAAAUUACGCCUUAACAAAUGUUAUGUCUGAUGAGUCAACUGAACUUUCCCUUUACGUGCUUCUGGUAAUCAUAAUUGUACUUCUCCUCACUUCCCCAUUUCACACAGUUUUCUCUUUCAUUUUUCACUCGUGGCUUGAGCUGCGUUGUCUGGGGAAAAUGUAACAACAAAGGCAGAAAUUCUUUUUCUUCACAAAAUUUAUUGUGAUGAUAAUUGAUAGUGUUGCAGUAGGAUUAAUUAAGAUUGCAGAGAAUUUGACAAAAUAACUGAAUAUUCCCUGAAGACAUGUGACUGAGGAUGACUGUACUGAAUUUUUGUUCCUCUUUUUCCAAAACAAAGUUUUAUGCCAUCGAAUACUGAGCCAAAAAAGUAACUAUGUUUGGACUUUUUUUUUCCAUUUUAUUCACCCCCGGAGUCAGUGAAUUACUUUGUACGUCGUCAGAGCUAGAAGUGUCAUAUACUUUUUGUGAUUCUACAGUUCAUGAUUUCAUGUUUAAUCUGACACCUUGCAGCAUCAUGAACAAAUCCGUCUGGAAGGCUGCUCUUAUGUGGAUUCCAAGAAGUGACAUCACCUUUUUGAAGGUCGUCUUCAAUGUCUGGUACGACAAUGCCAAAGCAUUACACUGGAAAGAAGUCCUUUGCAGCGGAGCUGACGAUGAAUACACAGUAUGCGGAAUGCUGAAAGGAGAAACAAUUGUGACAACAUUUGACAUUAAAGGUGCAAGAACAAAAUUUCCAAAGGGCAAUUAUAACAUUAUUUUACAAGGAUUCUCUGAUGAUUCUGAGAAUAAUAUGAUCAUGUGCUUGAACUUCACCAUGAUAGUAAAACAAGGUGCUUUCUGAAUGCGACAAAUGUUUCAAAUAAUUCCAGAACAUGGAGCUCACUUCUGCAAGCAUCUGGAACCCAACCUGCGAAAUAAUAAGCACGCUAAUUUUCCUGAGGUAGAAUACAUCAUGUACUGGCUGGAAAGCUACAUGAUGGAUAGUCUUAUGCAUUUAUAGCACUGCUGUAAUCAGAUGCUCAGCCAAUGUGCACAAAAUCUCUGGGAAUCAGACAUCCUGAUUAAUCCACAGAAUAACCCUGACUGGAUGUCAGGCUGAGGACUGCAUUUUGGUGCUGUGCCUUGAGUUAUGAAAAGAACAAGUACUUUAGACUGCGCUAAACUAAUACAAGAAGUUUUGAAGUGCAAGAACCAGAAGCUCGCCAGUAUUCAAUUUAAAAUAAACCAGCAAUUGAAUCUGGGAA